AUGGCGCUGAGCAAACGCUUCGAAAUGACGGAUCUCGGUGAGCUCGAUUACUUUCUCGGCAUGGAGAUCAAGAACGACCGUAAGACGGGAAUGGUGACUGUGCAACAAACCAAGUUUCUCAAGUCCGUGUUGACCAAGUUCGGAAUGGAUAACAGCAAGCCAGUGAAGACGCCUCAAGAUCCCGGCCUGAAGCUAACCAAGAACAUGUGUGAACAAGAAUGCAAGCACGAAGACACCAUGUGCAACGUGCCAUAUCGAAGUGCUGUCGGAGGCAUCAUGUAUCUCAUGGUCGCCACACGUCCGGAUCUAGCUGCUGCAGUGGGAUCAUUAUCCCAGUUCUCGUCCGACCCAUGCCCGACUCACUGGCAAGCUUUGAAGCGUGUGCUGAGAUACCUGCAAGCAACGCCCAAUCAUGGUCUUGAGUUUACACGUGAAGAAGGAAGCCGUAUCUGCGGGUACACCGACGCAGACUGGGCCGGCGACAUUGAGUCAAGACGAAGUACAAGCGGCUAUGUGUUCAUGAUGAACGGAGGAUGCAUCAGCUGGAAAAGCCAGAAACAACGGACGGUCGCGCUAUCUUCAACAGAAGCAGAAUACAUGGCGCUUUCCGAAGCAACCAAAGAAGCAGUAUGGCUCAAGGUGCUUUUGGGGGAACUUGGUGAGAUGACAAGCGACGAAGCGAUCAAGAUGUAUGAAGACAACCAAGGAUCAAUCGCUAUCGCCAAGAACCCGGAGUUCCAUAAGAGAACAAAACACAUCGACAUACGCUACCAUUUUGUGCGUGAGAAGGUGGAAUCAGGUGAAGUCGUUUUGGAGUAUUGCCCGACUCAAGAUAUGCUGGCAGACUUGAUGACCAAGCCGAUCGCCGCUGUACAAUUUGAAAACAUUCGCGAUCGACUUGGGAUCCAAGGUGCCGCAGCUAACGAGUCGAGAGGGAGUGUUGAAAAGACAGCGGCUGUGAAGAAGACACCUCGUCAAGCUGCGUCAAGUGUUGAAGCAAGUGGAAGACCAAGCUUCGCUAUACCGGUGGGUACCGGUAUGUACCAGUAA
Peronospora matthiolae is the source of this 1050-nucleotide messenger RNA. NCBI's taxonomy places the organism in Eukaryota, Oomycota, Peronosporomycetes, Peronosporales, Peronosporaceae. The record is from the annotation of a GenBank genome assembly.